AUGUUGGAAAAUGUAGUAGCAUGGGUUCUGAACAAUUACAUCGGAGAAUAUCUAGAAGAUUUGAACACCGAUCAACUAUCAGUUGCUCUUCUAUCUGGCCAGGUGGAACUGGAAAAUGUACCUCUCAAAAAAACUGCCCUUCGAAAGUUGGAUCUUCCGUUAGAAGUCAAAUCGGGACUUCUUGGAAAACUGACUUUAUCCGUUCCAAUCACCCAUCUUCGAUCAGAACCAUGGACUUUGAAACUUAGCGAUGUUCUGAUUAUUGUUGGCCCAUUGUCAGGAGAAAAACGUUACGAUGUCGAAGCAGUGGAGCAAGUGGAACAACAGAGAAAAGAGCAAAUGCUUGAAGAACUUGAAUUGAGACAUAAAACAGCUUUAUUCGAUCUCUGUGGUAUUCCGAUUCCAGAAUCACAAGACUCCUGGUGGGGUGCAUCAUUAAUUUCAACAGUUCUAAAUAAUAUUCAAUUAAUUCUGAACAAUGUACAUAUCCGAUACGAAGAUAACUCGACGAUUCUUGGACAGACUUUCAAUUGUGGAAUAAGAAUUCAAAAAAUGUCAGUGCAAACCACGAAUCAUCACUGGAGACCUGGUUUCGCAGAGCCGCAGAAAGGAACGAAUAUUUUCAAAAAAUUGGAACUUGCCGGAUUCAGUAUUUAUUGGAAUUCGAAAGCAACAAUGACUGAAAAUGUUGAAGAUUCAAAACAGCUAAAACAAAUUCUAGCACCAGAAUCAUCCUCCAAUGCGUACAUCAUUCAACCGUGCAGUGCCGAAUUAAGAAUGGAAAAGAAUUCGAGCAAAUUCCCACUGAAAGCCAAAGUUCCAAGAUUCAAGUUUUUCAUGAGGCCCGACGUCCUUGGAUUAGAAUUGACAAGGCAUCAGAUGACAGAGUUGAAAGCUGUGAAUCGAGAAUGGGCACGAUUCGAAAGGGCAAGGCAUCACAGAAAAUGGAGACCGCUUUGUACAAUUGGAGAAAACGCAAAAGAAUGGUGGAAAUUCGCCUAUAAUCGAGUUCUUGAAGAAAGCAGACGCACGAAUGCCAAUCGAACGUGGGAAUUCGCUCAUGAGAGAGCGACUCGAUUCAAUGCAUACUGCAGAGCAUAUAGAAAACGAUUAGUAGGACUGAUUGCCAACCCAAAUGCAGUUCAAGCGCCGGUCGAUCCAUCUGCUGCUCCUUCCACUGUCCUUGCUGUCGUCCCCGUUUCAAAUAAUUCAUCUACAACUUCUACACCUUCCGUCGAAAGUACAGCCAUCAUGAAGCAAAUCGAGAGAGAUGCUCAAUACACUUAUCAUGAAUUGCAUCUCUUCAGAGAGACAGUUUUCCGAAAACUGCUGAGAGAAAAAGAGAAGGAGUUGGGGAUCACGGCGGCAGUACCGGAAACGGAGGAAACGUUUGAAACACUUGAACCACCACCAGACGAGAUUAUAUUAGAGGAGACACCUACGGUACCUGCUGAACCUGCUAGCGGAGGUUUGUAUGGAUGGAUCACGGGGUUCUUUGGACAAGCGGAACAGGAUGAAAAGCAAGAAGACAAUAAAUUUGAUUUUGGAAAUGUUGACGUCGGAGAGCUGAAAGAUAUCAAUGUGAAGGAAAUGGAAGAUGAGAUUCUCGAUGUUCUGCACGAAUCUUGGGAUGACUCUACUCUGCUACGAAGAGAUGCACUUCUAGCUCAGAUUUCUUUGAGACUUGAACACUUGACUCUUCGAUUUGUGGAUAAUGAAGUUCGUGAUGGAAUCGAACAACAGAGGGUUCUUGCGCUGGAACUAUCAGGAGUAAGUUCCCGAUGGGAGCUGAGUCCAAAACAACACUACGUUUCUGUUGAUGUCACUGUGAACGAUAUGAGUGUUCAACGCCUUCGAUCAGGACAUCCUCGACCGAAAAGCAAGCUUGCAGAACUAUCAGAAUCACUUCUAUAUUCCACAGCAGAAAGUACUAAGAUGUUGCUGACCGUUGGUAGAGAUGGAGAAGAUAUUCUAACGACCAAAGUGCCAAUGUUCAGUAUGCAUUACAUUAGAAGAUCCCCUAGACUUAUUGUCAAACAUGUGGUGAAUUGCCGUCUUCGACCAGUGAGUAUUGUCUAUGAGGAAGGAGCACUUGAAGGAUUGUCAACUCUAUUUUCCGAUGAUCCAACAAUAUUCGACGAAAUCAUGAAGAAAGCCCAAAAAGUUGUUGGUUCCAGUGAAGUUGAUGAUGAGUUGAUUGAUGUCAAAGUUAGCUCAGAGCAUGCAUCAAUUAUCGAAUCCCACGUUUCAAUGAGCUUGGCGUUACCUGCCGUAAGGAUGGAAGUAAGAGGAAGAGGCUGGACUAAGAGAAAUAUGCGUCCCACAACUAUUUGGGAACCGGGAGAACCAAUUGCUUGUUUGAAUGCGGAGCGACUGAAUUUUAGCGUUGUGUCAAAAGAGCAACAUCUGACGAAUGUAAAAGAUAAUUUAAAUUAUUCAAAAACUGAGUUUUUUCAGAUGAAAAUUACGAUUGGACAUGUCGAAAUGAGAGAUAUGAUUGAGAAUACAACAUAUCCACUGUUCACAACAUCUUCACAGGUUUCGCAAAUGAAAUCCAUAUCGAACUCUUGUCCGGAUCUUCACAAGUCGCUGGAAAAGACUGUCCCUGCAAAUGCGUCGAAGUCCAAUCACAGUUAUCUGAAUCCAAUUGUUUCGUCUUCAGUUCCCGACGAAUCGUUUGUUGACUAUAUCAAACCAUUGAAUCUGACCACGAUGACAAUUACAUCUGCCACGUCGAUCGACAAUCAUGCGAUGACGAGUGCGCCGACGCCGCCGAUCCCGACGACUUCUGGAGCAAAUAGUCUGAAGCCGGAAAUGACCAUAAAGAUGACUUAUGCUGACAAAAUGCACUCGCAGUUCGAGAGGAAGUACAAAAAGAUAAAUCUUUCGGAGAAGAUCAAUAUGGCUUUCUUUUUCGAGGUUCUUUGGAUUUGGAAGAAGGUCUCGGAAGCUCCUUUUAUUGCAAGAAAUGGAAGAUCAUGA
Messenger RNA from Caenorhabditis briggsae, 2982 nucleotides. The record is from RefSeq and is a predicted model, not a curated record. The transcript has 6 exons. Gene Ontology annotation, biological process: mitochondrion organization; protein retention in Golgi apparatus; protein targeting to vacuole. Lineage: Eukaryota; Metazoa; Nematoda; Chromadorea; Rhabditida; Rhabditidae. Gene Ontology annotation, cellular component: extrinsic component of membrane. Bases 1 to 2982 code for a protein of 993 amino acids.